Molecule: messenger RNA, 829 nt
Organism: Haliotis rufescens (red abalone)
Lineage: Eukaryota; Metazoa; Mollusca; Gastropoda; Lepetellida; Haliotidae
Exons: 4
Coding region: 115-681 (188 amino acids)
Source: RefSeq, a predicted model, not a curated record
CUCUGAUCAUGACGCCAGGCUGUGCCCCACGGAGGACGUUCUCUAACCAGGUCACACAUGGCAGAUGUUAUCUGAACUAUCCUACCAAGUAUUUCUUUCCCCCGAACCACGAUAAUGGACGGCUGGCUUAAGUUUGCGGUAACUGCGUCGUUACUGUGCCUGUCGUAUCAGUCAUCAUGCAAGUCCACUCCACCUUCAGUAGCCUUCCAGAACACGCGCUUCUUCGGUCUGUGGUAUGAAGUAGGCAAGAUUCAAACGGCUGGUGGAGCACUGUUUGAGAAAGACUGCGUGUGUACAACAAUAGACGUGAAACCCACCCAUGGUAGUUCCAGCGGGGAUGCAACUGUCGUCAACAGUUGCAGAAAGUCCUCUCCUUCGGGGUCAUUCCUGAACGCCACAGGUACUUUGACAGCCGAGGGCCCGCAAGGCAAGUGGAAGGAAUCCUUCUUUUUUUUCGCUCCAAAGGUAGACUACACCGUAAUCUACUUGGACGACCAGUACGCCAUCGAGUACGAUUGCGGCAGUUUCUUAGGCAUGACAAACUACUGUGUGCACUUCCUGGCUAGGAAACCCAGCAUCGGGGACGAGACUCUGCAGCUACUCCAGAAACUGGUCUAUCAGCUGCAGAUCAACACGGAAAAUUUGCCAUACAAAGUCACCAACCAGGUUGGUUGCUGGUGAGAUGACGACUGGAGCCCUAGAGCUUACCACCUCACCUUUAUAGUAAGCUUAUGUAGAGUACAAGUCAGUUUGGAUAACGGUUACCGACUGCAUAUAUCAGUCUCAUCCGUAUGUUCAUUCAGAUAGAAUAAAGUAUGAUAUAAACUUU